AUGUAUUUUAAUUUUUUAAUUUUAGGAUUCUAUAUUUUUCAAAUAAAUUCCAAAGCAGUUACCUGUGAGAUUUAGCAAUUAGAACAGAAACUGACAUGUUAUAAAUAGUAUAAUGAUUGCUAUAUUUUAGAAGGAAAUGAAGAAGAUUAUUAUAAUCUUAAAAGUAUUGAUAAAGAAAUUAUUUCAAAAUCAUUCACUCUACCUUUCACAGAUUUACCAAUCUAAAUUAAAAUAUUCAAAUCAUACAAGAAAGAUAUAAUUUAUUAGAAACUAAUAUGCUCAUUAUCUCUAAAUUUUAAAUAUUAUAUAACAUGUAUAACUUUUGAUUCGUUAAAAUAUGAAAUAAAUGAGAAUUAAUUAGAAGAGAUUAGAAUAGAGACUAAAAUAUCUUCAGAAGAGAAUUGUGAUGAAAUCUACUAACUCAAUGAUGGAAACUUUAUUAUAUUUUGUUUAACUUAAUUUAAUUUAAAAUAAUAUUUUGUAAGUAAAUUAGGUGACAUUUAUCUUUUAUAUGAAUAUGAUGUUUCAAAAUAAAUUUAAGACAAUUGCAAGAAAAAAUAGUAUAAACUCAUCGAGAAUGAUUAGUUUUUGAUUGCUUUUUUUUAAUGUUCUUAAUGGAAAAUUUUUGAAAUCAAUAAUUAGGAAUAAAGAAUAAUUAUGGAACCUGGUAUGUAAGAAUAUGAUUAUUUUCUUGUACAAUUCUCUACAAUUGAUGAUGUACAAUUUUGUUAAUAAGGAUUAUUUAUAAUAUAUCUUAUAGAAGGAUAUCAUUAUCUUCAAUUUAGUUGGUAAUAAAAUCAUUAAGAAGUAUUUCCAUUUUUGUUUAAGAGAAUUCAUUAAAUAUAAAAAUUAAUAAUGUUUUAAAUUUGCUCAAAAAUUGUUUUAAUCACAUAUUUAAAAGAGAUAAACAAGUAUUAAUUUAAUUAUUAAAAUAAAGAAAUUAUAUUAUAAGAAACUUACAAUUCUGAUAACAUUCAAUUUUUUUCAGGUUUUCUUUUUCUAUAAAAUUAAAACGAAUUAAUUAUCAUUAUAGAUGAACACCUAUAAUAAAAACAUCUAAUUUUGAAUACAACAUUAAAUUUCUUAGAAUAAGAUAAUUUAAUUUAUUAAAUUGAUAAAGUUUAAAAUAGACUAUAAUUCUAUAGAUAUUACCCACUUAGUGGAUAUAUUGAACCAAAAUAAAAAUUUUUAUAUGUUAUUAGAAGAUUUAAUGAUUUUGCUGAAAAAUCAUUUUUAAAGUGCUUUCAAAUUUUAUAUGAAAAUUCGAGGCAGAAACUUGAAUUUUAAGAUACAAUCUACAAAAAUUGUGAAGAUAAUUAGAAAACUCAACUAUCUUUUGCAUCAUUUUAAUCAACUUUAUAAAAUGAAUUUAUUUUUGAGAAUAAAAUAACUGGAUUAGUAAACGUAAGUAUUUGGAAUGAGGCAUAAUCAGAUAAUUUAUGUUACUCCAAAUUAAAAAGAUAUAAUUUCAAAAAAAAUAUUAAAUUAAGAUCUAUUAAAUCUCUAAAUUUAAUUUUUUAAGAUGAAAAUACAAUAAAUUUCUUAAAUUGUUUAGAAAAUAAUAUAUAACUAAGCAUAAAUACUUAAUAGUAUGAAGUAUUUGAAUAUUUUGGUGAUUAUUAUCUAAUUGACAAAAAUGGGAAAAAAUUAAAAGUAAUUAAAUUUAUCAAAGGGUUCUUGAAUGAAAUUUUUGAAUAAACUAAUAUUGAAAUCAUAAGAGUAGAACAAAUUUAAAUUUAACAAUAAAUAAUAAUUUAUGUUAAAAAUUAAAAGUUUCCAUUAAUAAUACAUUCUAAUUAAUUUCAAUAAAUUUAAGAGGAAUAUCUUUCUGAAAAUCUUUAUUAAUAGGAAUAAAUUCUUUAUUAUUCAUAACUAGGACCUCAUAAAUUCAUUUAAUAUCCGAAUAUUUUUGCUGUAGAAUUAAAGGGAGAGGUUAAAUGUUUUUAAUUUUCAGGGAUUUAAAUUAUAUAAAUUAUAAAUUGGAUACCAGGUCACUUUUAAGUUUUGGGAAUACAAAUUGAAACUAAUUCAUUAAUACUUUAUCACCUUGAUUACUUUGAAAUAAAUUAGAUCUUUAAUUAUACUUUAAAAGAAUAUAAUUACUCAAAUCCUUUAAAGUACAUAGUUAACAUUUAGUAUUUGGUGAUUUAAAUUAAACAAAAUUAAUCUUUUAACAUAGCUCUCUAUUCUUUUAUUAAUACUUUAAUCAAAUUGCAUGAUAUUAUUUUUAUUGAUGAUAACUAUUUUGAGUUUUACCAAAAUAAAUUAUUUUAUUUGAAAAAUAAAUAACUGAUGUAACAUUACUUAAAUGAAAUGUUGAUUAUUGUAUAAACAAAUAUGAGCAUCUAUAAACCAUUUUUUUCAUCUUAUUAAUUAAAUUUAAGGUCAAAUUAUUAAUAUGAAGAUAAUAUAAAUCUAAAGCUCACGAUUUAAAAUGAAUGUUAUCGUUUAUAUCCUAUUAAUUAUACUAUUUCUUAUCAAUUAAAGAAAGAGUAAAUAUUAUAAAUAAAUAUUUCUGAAUAUUUUUCAGGUCCAAUACAUAAUUUACAAAUUAAAAAUAACCCCUAAAUUUAAUUAGCACGACCUUUUUAAUCUGCCUUAUAAAUUAUGAAUUGCUUAAAAGAAUUAAAUUUAUGUGUUAAGCAAGUGAAAUUGUUAAAAUAAAUGGAAGAUUGGGCCAUAAAGAUUUCCUUUUCAGUGAUUUUUUAAAGAGACAAAAUAUUGGUUGCGUUUGUCUAAAAGAGUUUAUAAAAUAUUCAAAUCUAAAUAUUAUGGAUUAUAAAUAAUUAUUUUUUGUUGUUUUCUUAAUUAUAAGAAAUAUUAGAAAUUCAAUUACUUUAGUGUUUUAUAGAGGAGAAUGAAAAUUGUAAUGAAAUUUAAAAGUUAACUUUUAAAACUGAACCAAUCAUUUUUGAAGAUAUUUCCAAAACUUAAAAUUUAGUAAGAUUACAGAAUCAAUAAAAACAGAUUUAUUUAUUGGUUUAAGAUUAAACUUUUCAUGUUGUUAAUCUUCCAGAUAUGAUAUUUGAUAUUAAAUUUAUAGAAUAAUCAUUAGAUUACUUUACUGCUUUAUAAUUGUAGGAUUAUAGAUCAAAAUCUAAUGUAUUAUUAAAAAUUUAUUAAAUUAAUACAAAUAAGUAUAAUGAGAUAUUCUCAUAAUUAAUUACCAAAGAAGUUUCUACGUUAUUACCAAACUUUUUUAAGGAAAAUGAAAGUUCUAAUAAAAUUAAGUUAGUUUCAUGUAUAAUGAAUGGCAAUCUUGUAGUAGUAACUCUUUUAUUGAUGAAUAACUAGGGCUCCUUUAUAAUUAAUAUAUCAAUUGAUAUUUAGAAUGGUUCUAUAAUUCAUUAACAAUUAACAAAAUAUAUAAGGAAUCCUGUAUCAUUUUUUUAAUUAAAAGUUGAAUAUGUGGAUUUAAAUUAUUUAGUUUUCAAAUAAAUAUAAUAAAAUCGUACUUUUUUUUAUGUUCUUUAAGAAGAAAGAAUAUAUUAUGAUUAUAUUUAUCGCUUAGAUUCUCAAAUUCAAAUUAUUAGUUUUAAUACUACACAUUUUAUUUUUAUAAAUUAAUCAAUAGCAUACUUAGGAAAAAUAAAAUAUGAAAUUGAUUUAAUGAAUAAUUCAAAUGCGAGCUUUAAUUUUAUUUUAUAUGCUAAUAAUGAUGUAUCUGAAGCUGAAAUUUUAGUUCAUAUAACUUUGGAAGACAAUUAUCUAAAUUCUACUUAGAAAAUCAUUAUUGUUGAAAUAAUAAAUUUAAUUUUGAUUAUAUUAUUUAUAAGACACAAAAGAUAUAUCAAAGAUAAGAGGAGUAUGUAAAAAAAUUAAAUGUGA
Molecule: messenger RNA, 3828 nt
Organism: Paramecium sonneborni
Lineage: Eukaryota; Ciliophora; Oligohymenophorea; Peniculida; Parameciidae
Source: the annotation of a GenBank genome assembly